AUGCCUCCAGCCAAAAAGAGAAAGCUUGACCGAGAAGAAAAAGGACCAGAAUCUCCAACCGUCCAUACCUUCCACUUGCCUGGUCAUAAAGUCGACGUUAAACUGAGUAUUUUUGAUGGACUGCAGCUCCAUGUUCACUCGGUGAUUUUGAAGCUCCAUAGUGCUUUCUUCCGAAGGUUUCUAGAUUCACCCGGCAAGGAUGGUAAAGAUGAAAACACUGGAAGUUUCAAAUAUGAAUGGGCAACAGUCUACGACGAUGAUGGAAGCUGGAGUUUGUUUGACACCAGGAAUAUAAAACAUGACAACCCAAGCUCAGAUUUGAUGCCGAAACAGAUUAAACGUUCCCAAAAACUACAUGAAGCAGCGUUCAUAAACUUCAUUGGGACGUUCUACGGGAAGUUAUGGGUAAUCAAAAAUACCGAGGCUUUGCAGCUGGUCACCGAAUUGGCCGAUUAUUAUUGCGCUCUUCCAGCUGUUUCAAAAUCGAUGCAUGGAGCCUUUUCCAUAAGCCCUGAAUUCUGCAAAGGAAUUUUCUUUAGCAAUAAAUCGACUUUGCUCGAUUUAGCAUUGAAAUUACGUUCUCCUGAGCUCUUUCGGGAAUGCAUGAUAUGCUUAGUUGGAAGGUGGCAAGACAGCACCCACGAAUUUCCAAUUGAAAGUCAACUUGAGAUGCUGUAUAACCCAAAACUUGCAAACCCGAAGCUAAACGAGUUAGCUAUCAAGUUACAUCGCCAAAUAUGUGUCAAAAUAUCUGCGGCGCAACGCAAAAUUGUUUCCUGCUGUCAAGUCAACUCAAAUGCUCUAGAAAUCAAGGCCAAAGUCGAACAAUGUUAUCUCGAGAGAAUAAAGUUGGGAGAGGGUGAACAAGGUGUCUACCGUGGCCAAGUUUCACUCCCUGAAUAUUUUCAGGCGUUUGGAGAAGAGUCUUCGGGAAUUUUUGCGCUAGCUGUUAGUGACAUAUUGAAGAACGAACUUAUCUUCAACAAGUCUCUACGGGCUGGGGAUAUUCUAUUUCCUGCAAAGACACAUGACGAUGUUCAGUCAUAUUUUCUGUGUGCAGAGAUUAAGGACGAAGAUCUACCGUGGGAUCUCAACAAAACCGAUUGGUGA
Botrytis deweyae is the source of this 1110-nucleotide messenger RNA. RefSeq lists its product as uncharacterized. NCBI's taxonomy places the organism in Eukaryota, Fungi, Ascomycota, Leotiomycetes, Helotiales, Sclerotiniaceae. Gene Ontology annotation, molecular function: protein binding. Bases 1 to 1110 code for a protein of 369 amino acids. The record is from RefSeq and is a predicted model, not a curated record. The transcript is spliced from 3 exons.